CUAUACACCAAAAAGAAAGUGUGAGAGUCCCCACCAGCUAGCCUCUCCAGCCAGCUCCCCUUUCCCUCCUCCUCUCCUCUCCUCUCCUCUCCUCUCUGCAUUUAUUCUCCUUAAUUAUUCAUGACCACUUCUUCAAAAGCUGCUCUCAUAACACUGCCUCUCUGAAUUAUAAACCCAUGGAGAACCUUUCAAAAAAAUUUACAUUUCUCACCGCCUAAACUCUUUUGAACCAACUUAUAACAUUUCCCUCUUAAGCAAUACAUUCUAGGCAAAAACCAAGAACAAACAAGUUGGUGGGCAAGAAAAUGAAGCUCCCUUUUCUCUCCAAGAAUAAUGCAAAUACGGAUCACUCAUCAAGAGCUUUAUGGCCUUGGCCUGCCUAUUGUCAGCAACCAAGAACCCUCUCUUUCAGUUCUAGAACAAGUGGUGGAAUGCUCAAGACCAUUAACCCAGGUUUCUUAGAUGCUACUAAAAAUGAUGUGGUGGACAGUACCACACCCGAGUCAUGGUUCACCAACUCCUGUGAGUUAGCUAGCUUCUCAACAGCAUCAGAUGAUCAGUCAGGAGCUGGUGAAUCUAUAGAGACAGUGAUCAAAGGCUUGAGGUCAGAGAGGUUGUUCUUUAAACCAGGGGAGACAAACUCAAUCUUGGAAGAAGCUAAGGCAGGUGGUGAGUUUCCAUUUAAAGAAAGUGUUGUAUUGUCAAUGGAGUCUCAAGACCCUUAUUUGGAUUUCAAGAAGUCAAUGGAGGAGAUGGUUGAAGCUCAUGGAUUAACAGACUGGGAAGGUCUUGAAGAGCUUUUGUAUUGCUACUUGAAGGUGAAUGGAAAGAGCAAUCAUGGGUACAUCAUUGGUGCUUUUGUAGAUUUGCUUGUUGGUCUUGCUAUGGCUUCUUCUUCUUCUUCUUCUUCUUCUUCAAGUACUAUCACUACUGCUAGUACUACGCAACACCAUCAUGAUUCUCCUUCUUCUCCUUUGUCAUUUUACACUUCUGCAUCUUCUGAUGAUUCGUCUUCUACUCUUUGUUGUGUAUCCUCAUUAGGAAAUGAAGUUGAUAUAACCAGUCCUUGUUUAACUUCAUUACAAGCUGAAAAUGAGAUUAAACAAUAUUAAUUAAUAGAUGAUGCUUC
Populus euphratica (Euphrates poplar) is the source of this 1129-nucleotide messenger RNA. Its product is annotated as transcription repressor OFP13-like. The record is from RefSeq and is a predicted model, not a curated record. Bases 306 to 1112 code for a protein of 268 amino acids. The transcript has a single exon. Lineage: Eukaryota; Viridiplantae; Streptophyta; Magnoliopsida; Malpighiales; Salicaceae. Gene Ontology annotation, biological process: negative regulation of DNA-templated transcription.